CUCGAUCUGCGGACACUGGGGCAGGAGCGAUGCCUGCGCGCAGUCGCCACCGUCCGCGCCCCCACUCCAGGUCUCCUCCCCGGGCUCCGCCCCCGCCGCUCGAGGCCGUGGACUCCGGCGGCGCUCGGAGGGCCGCGGACUCCGACGGCGGCUCGGAAGCCGACUCGGAGGUGGGUCCGGGCAGUCCUCCUCGGACGGCGGAGACAGUGGAGAAGGAAAUGGCUGGUCCUAAUCAACUCUGCAUUCGCCGCUGGACUACCAAGCAUGUAGCUGUGUGGCUGAGGGAUGAAGGCUUCUUUGAAUAUGUGGACAUAUUGUGCAAUAAGCACCGACUUGAUGGAGUCACAUUGCUAACGUUGACUGAAUAUGAUCUCCGGUCUCCUCCUCUGGAAAUCAAAGUCUUAGGGGACAUUAAACGGUUAAUGCUUUCUGUCCGAAAAUUGCAGAAAAUACAUAUUGAUGUUUUAGAAGAGAUGGGAUACAACAGUGACAGCCCCAUGAGUUCCAUGACCCCUUUCAUCAGUGCUCUUCAGAACGCAGAGUGGCUGUGUAAUGGGGAGCCUUCGCAUGACUGUGAUGGACCCAUUGCUGAUUUGAAUUCUGAUCAGUACCAGUACAUGAACGGUAAAAACAAACAUUCUGUUCGAAGACUGGACCCAGAGUACUGGAAGACCAUAUUAAGUUGUAUAUAUGUUUUUAUAGUAUUUGGAUUUACAUCUUUCGUUAUGGUUAUAGUCCAUGAGCGAGUGCCUGACAUGCAGACCUAUCCACCACUCCCAGAUAUAUUCUUAGACAGUGUUCCUAGAAUCCCCUGGGCCUUCGCCAUGACAGAAGUGUGUGGUGUGAUCCUGUGCUACAUUUGGAUCCUGGUUCUUCUUCUUCACAAACACAGGUCAAUACUUCUGCGAAGGCUCUGUAGUCUGAUGGGCACUGUGUUCUUGCUUCGCUGCUUUACCAUGUUUGUGACCUCCCUCUCCGUGCCAGGACAACACCUGCAGUGCACUGGAAAGAUAUAUGGCAAUGUAUGGGAGAAACUACGCCGGGCCUUUGCCAUUUGGAGUGGCUUUGGUAUGACCCUAACUGGUGUUCACACUUGCGGAGAUUACAUGUUCAGUGGCCACACAGUCGUCCUAACUAUGCUGAAUUUCUUUGUCACUGAAUAUACACCAAGGAGCUGGAAUUUCUUGCACACUUUAUCCUGGGUUCUCAACCUCUUUGGAAUCUUCUUCAUUUUGGCUGCCCAUGAACAUUAUUCCAUUGAUGUGUUUAUUGCCUUUUAUAUCACAACAAGACUCUUUUUAUAUUACCAUACUCUAGCUAAUACCAGAGCAUAUCAGCAGAGUAGGAGAGCAAGAAUUUGGUUUCCCAUGUUUUCUUUUUUUGAAUGUAAUGUUAAUGGUACAGUACCUAAUGAAUAUUGUUGGCCAUUUUCAAAACCAACAAUAAUGAAAAGACUAAUUGGAUGAAGAUUAUCUUUGUUAUGUGUUCAUGAUUAAAUAUACAGUAGUUGUUGAAAGUGAAUAACUUUGCUUUCUCCCCCCUAGGUUGUUCGUGGAUGCCUUGCUUUUUGGCUUAUAUGUUGACAGAGUAAAGGUCCCUAUUCUGAGCAAGGCCCUAUUCUGAUUAUAGAAAGCAAGACGGAACAAUCAAGAGUCCUUACGUAUCUGUUUGAAUGGAAAACCUAAGUAGAUGUUUUUGCCCCUUCGGUUUAGACAGAGGUAAUGUUGCAAUUGAAGUCGGGCUGUUACCCCUACCUGUUGAGUAUUUGCUUAUUGAAUUUAGCAAAUCAAGUUAAGCAGUGUGCUGGUUUAAAGAUUUUGAUUGCUUUAAUUUCCAGUAGGACUCCAGGCAAGAAAUAAUAUUUUUUGAAGUUCCGUAUAAUCUUCAAAGGAAAAACCCCUACCAAGUGAAUAGUACUUAUUCUUUGAAUUAAUCUGUGUCUUUUUAACAAUGCAACUCUGGAAAGUAAUUGGUUUUACUAACAUAAUCCUUGCCUUCUGAGAUCUUUAAAAAAGUAUAUUGAACAUACCAGGAUGCCCGAAACAAAAAGAGAAAAGGGGCCAUACUUGAGGUGACAGAGUCCUAUGUGGUACUGGCAUUUUUCACCAGAGAUGCAAUGAAAGAUGCCUGUAUUGUUCUGAGGGUUCUGUAUGAGCACAGCUUUAUGGGGGGAGAUGGCCGUGUCCAUAAAUGUAAAACUGGAUGAAUUUUAGUAAUGGAACAACUUUGUGCUGUAGCUGUUAGUUAGAUGGCAGCCCAGUUUUGUGCUUUUCAAUGAUGUUAUUUGUUAUUUAAUGAGAAAAAGUGUGGAGUGUUUUACCAGAUAUUAGAUACAGUUCUUAUGUCCUUAAGUAUGGAGAUACACGCAUGCAAAAAAUACUUUUUUCUCCUUGUGAAAAGAAGUGUAUAGAAGGUUGCAGGCAUAGUAUAACUUUCCGACUUUUGAAAUUUCUGAUUCUUGGCCAUCAGAAGUAAGCAGUCACAGACAUAUUUGGAUAAAAAAAGGUUUUGUUGUUUUUUAAUUUUAAAUACAAUUGUGUGCAUACAUUCUUUCUAUUUAGUCUUAAUUUGGCAGUCAGGAAAUGAUAUAAUUUAGUGGCCAUUUACAACGCUAGAAAUUUAGUACCUCGUGUAAUUUGAUCUCUGGUAAUAACUGUCACUUCACUUUUAAUGGUUUUAUAGAAUAGUUAUAGCAGUAGGAUGCUUGUGAAAUUGCAAUUUGAAACCCAGAUGAUGAGCUUAGCCACUUGGAAUAUUAAUUGUGUGGUUUUACAUUCCAUUUUAGAACAAGGAAUUAGAAAAGGUGCUGGCAUAUUGAGGUCUAAAAUUAGGUCACUUAGCAGGAGUCUGCUCCUUAUGUGGGUGAAAUAUAUUUUAUUUUUGCACUUUGAGUUAUAUUUCCACCCUUGUAUAAGCUACAGAGGAACCUAAAUGGAUUGGGUAAGAAAGGAGUAUUACGUGAACAAGUUUGAGCCAGUGCUGAAUGACCCCCAGUUUGAGUCUUCUCUGAACACUAUUUUUAUUUCCCCAUUGAGAAAUGGCACAAGGCAACUCAUUGUAUUAUGCUUUUAUAUCUCAUGCUUCGGAAUCUUAUAAUAUCUUAAAGUGUUGAUUCUAUUACGUGCUAGAAACAGAAUGCCAAUAUUUCAUCUAAGGAAAUUGCAUAAUGAUGAAGGAGUUUGACCCUUGAUGUCAAAAGAUCUGGCACUAUCAUUUUUUCCAAAUGACAGUACAGGACCAAAUUAGGUAGGGAGGUUCCUAAUGUUGGCUUUUGAGAAAAUGUUUGGAAGAAAAAUCUCUGGCAACGUUAAGUCAAGAAUGUUAAGUAGCUGCUUAAUGCUAAUUUUCCUGCCAUCAGCCUUCUUUUUUCUUCAUAUGGAUUCUAUCUAUAGAACAAAAGAAAAAAUAAAUUGCAACUAAUUUGCAGAGCUAUUGACGUUGAGAGUGUCUAGCAGCAAACUGCAGUGAGGAUCAUAAAAUAACUUCAGAGCCUUGCAUUUAUCAAAUCUGUUUUGAGGAAAAGGUAAGCUAGACUUCUAAUUUAUUACUAUAACUAUUACAAGGCAGUGUUUACGUAAAUCAAUCAUCUCCAAGUCUCUUUCUUGGAAAACUUUGAGACAGAAUUUUUUUUCUUGAUAUGAAACCUGUAUUUUAGUUGCUUUCCGUUUGUACAGAAAUUUCCAGAUUUUUAUCUUUGUAUUUUUUUUCUCAUUAAAAUCUAGACUAUAGUGAAAGUACUGUUUACAUUUACAUGUUGGGCGUGAGUGUGGCUAGGUAGAAAGGCUGUGUGGCUUAAAUCUAUGUAUUUUUUUACCUUGUUCUAGGUUCUACAGUUGCAGACUUGUGAGAGAGAGAGGCUUACAUCAUUAAACACUGAGACCUCAGUAUAGAAAGAACUAAGAAAGAUUUUUGUGCCCUGACUGGGAAUUGAACUGGCGACCCUUUGGUUUGUAGGCCAGUGCUCAAUCUGCUGAGCUACACCAGCCAGGUGGAACCAAGGAAGGUCUUGGUUUGGGAUACAAACUGGAGGUUAUAUGAAAAGUCUUUGAUGCAUUUUCAAUGUUCCCGUACAGCAUGGCUGGCUUCCUUUCCUUUCCUCUUUCUCUUCUUAUUCCUCUCUCUCUUUCAUUCUUUAAGUCCAUUCUGGACAGUGUUACUAAAGGGAAAUUGAAAUUUGUAGGGAGUAGGAUGUUUUGAAGAGGCAAGUUUGCUGUUAUCACCACACACUUUGGGAGGAACCUUUUUUGCAAUGCUGUGGAAUUCUUAACAUGCCUAUUCUUUUCAUAGUUCUCUGUGGCCAGAAUUGCUUGGGUAAAAAUGCAUGUGCUGGGUCAGUUUAUUAUUAGUAAACUUUAAAAUCAGAAAGCAAUGAGCUUAUUAACCUUAGAAUCAAUCAGUUACUAAGUGUGGACUGUUCACAAGAAAAACCCAUUGACUGUGAGGCCUGUUCGCAGUGUAACUGAUGCUGCCAGUGGCAUUCAUCACUGCCCCAUAUCUGCCUAAUUGUUACUUAGAAUUCCCAAACCCCACAGUUCAUAAAUGGAGAGCAGAGGAGCCAAAUGCCUUUAUGGCUGGCACGAAACGGUCUGUUUUGGUGACACCUUUUUGGAAAGUGCUGUUCAUAUGUUCAAAGAUGUAUUCAUAACACUAACCUGCUUUGACUGGAUUCAAGAAAAGGCAAUUUCAUCAUUAGUUUCAUAGUAAACUUUUUAAAAAGGAUUCUAAUUCCAAAAUGCUUGAGAAAAUUAACUAUAUUGUUUUAAAUACUCUGAUCUAGUAAGUUUAAUUCUUUGAUAGUCUUUUUUUGUAGACUUAAGUUAUCCCUUACCAAAAGUAAUUAUAGUAAUAGUUCUUUAAGGUAUUUAGGCAUUAGGACAAGAAAGCUCCCUUUAGAAUAGUUCAACAGCUUCUUUAAACAGUAUUGGUUUCAUUUAGAUAGUUGCAAAGCCAACAAAGCAUGUCAGUUUUAAUGCCAACUUUACUUGGCUUUUCAGACAGUUUGCAUUUGUAAAAAGUUUAGCCCAAAUUACCCUUCUACUUCUGUAGAGGAGAAUUGUUGGUAACAUCAAAAGUCAGGCUGCUUCAGGUGACCAGUGAGAAAGGAAAGAGGUUGAGAUUCUUUUUCCCCUCUCUGUCUUUGAAUGCCUUUGAAUGCCUUUGAAUGACUGAAAUUACCGUAGAAGUAGGUUUUGGUCCCCUUCUCGCCUACCCCUCACCAUCCAGCAAAUGCCACCAAUUUCAAGUAACUAAAAUGUGACGUUACUUUGCGUCAAGAUCAAUAAAAAUAUCUGUGAAAUCUAUAAGCCAUAAUUCAGCUACCACUAAAGUUGGAUUUUAGAGUGUGUUCCACCCUAAAUUAACCAAAGGACUUUUUAUUCAGAGUACUCCAUGUUUAAGCAUAAAGAAGCUUUGUGCCUGAUAUGGAGAGAGGAGGAGGACUAUGUUUAUUUCAUUGCUGUUUCAAAUCUGUUUCAAUCUGAACUGCUGGGUUGUCUGAACAUAACCAAGCAGUGUUAUCAGUAAUGUCAUCUUAAAAAUGCUUAGUCUUAAUAAUUUUUUAUUCAGAGAAUCUAUGGAUUGUUAGGACAAUUGAAGUAUUUCUGAUAUGAAACAAAGUAAGUGGAAACUGGUACACAAUGAGGGAAGCAAAAUUAGUUUGCAUUAAAGUGGGCAUGUUUUGUUUCAAGAAUUCUACCUAAUUUUCACCCUAUCCACAGAGAAACUAGUAUUACUUGAAGAUGUGAAAGUUCCUGUGGUAGCCAUACCUUAAAGCACAGUAUUGUAUAUAAGUAAAUAUCUUGAUUCUAAAUUAAAUUCAGAUUUAACUAAUAUAUUAUUUUGUAUCUUUGUUGUAUUAAAAUGAUUUAAAACACUAAAAAUAAAACAUUUGAAAGUUUGA
Messenger RNA from Artibeus jamaicensis (Jamaican fruit-eating bat), 5899 nucleotides. RefSeq names its product sterile alpha motif domain containing 8 (gene SAMD8). The record is from RefSeq and is a predicted model, not a curated record. The coding region runs from base 30 to 1466 and encodes 478 amino acids. Gene Ontology annotation, molecular function: sphingomyelin synthase activity; ceramide cholinephosphotransferase activity; protein binding. The transcript has 6 exons. Gene Ontology annotation, cellular component: endoplasmic reticulum membrane; Golgi membrane. NCBI's taxonomy places the organism in Eukaryota, Metazoa, Chordata, Mammalia, Chiroptera, Phyllostomidae. Gene Ontology annotation, biological process: ceramide biosynthetic process.